AUAACUUGCAGGAGAAUGGCACAGGAAAAUAAUUGAAAAAAACAUCUUACAAUGUUUUAAGUAAGUUUAUAGUUUUGUAUUGGGCUUUAUUCAUAGCUAUCUUGGGGGUGCAUGCAGCCUGUGGGCAUAGCUGGGACAUGCCUGGUAACUCAUGACUUGGACAUGAAACAGUCAAUAUGGAUGCUCUGGGUUCUACUCAUUUCUUCCCUGUACAGCACUGGCCACUUCUUCUUUUCCUUCCAGUUGUGGGGGCCUCCACACAGGAGAGUGUGGCCUGAGGCUCGUUCUGAGGACUCUACACCCUCUCCCUGCCAUCGGUCUUCUGAGACAGUUCCACCAUUCUCUGGCAGGAUGAACGCCCUUGAUGGUGUCCCCUUCAAGGUGCCCAAGGGCUUUGCAAUGGACACAGAGCCCCACCCUGCUCCAGAGCUCAGUGUCCCGGACUGUAGAGAGCUUCUGCUGGGCUCCAUGUAUGACUUCAGCCUGGAGAGGAAGGCUCUCUUCUGGGUGGAAGCAGCCAUCCGAGGACCUUGUCCCCAACACUGUAAUGACCCGGGGAUUGCAUCAGCACCUCCAGCCUGGUUCUUACUCGUCAGUCCAAACGGCAGUCUGGUGCCUGCACCUGCUGAAGUCAGAGGCCCAGAGGCUGGACUACAAGAACCUCCCGAGGAGGAAGAAGAGGAGGAAGAAGAAGAAGAAAUAGGGGAGAAGGGGGAUGAGGAAGAUGCCUCCUCUGCCAGCGAGGAGGAGAUGGACUCCAGCAGCCCUCAGCCCGGCUCCCCUACAGGCCAUCGCCGCUACUCCCUGGGUGUGCUGCGAAACAUGAGGUCUGAGCUGGCUGGUGCCCGGCGCCGGCUCUCGGAGAGCAGACUGGCCACGUGUCCUCGGGCCCUUCUGCACCGCUUCCGAGGCCACCGCACUCUGAGCCUGAGUGCCAGCCCGGCGCCAGCCCCUGGCCUAGCACCGCAGCCCCCCAGCAUCCCCGAGCUGCCCCCACGACCCUCCACCGCCGACGCCAUGCCUCCACUGCGGAGCCACAAGCCUACUGUCGCUUCCCUCAGCCCCUACACCUGCUUGCCACCUCUUAGUGGGACACCCCAGCCCCUCGACUCCUAUAGAUUGCAUCCUGACUCAGCAACUGACCUGCUGUCUGCUCUGACCAAAGAGGAGCAAGACCUCAUCGGGCCAGUGGUUGCUUUGGGCUAUCCCCUGGGAAGGGCCAUUGUGGCUCUGCAGAAGACAGGAAGGCAGAGCCUGAGCCAGUUCCUCGGCUACCUCAGUGCCUGCGAGAGGCUGCUGCGUCAGGGCUAUGACGAGGCCCUGGUGGAUGAGGCCAUGGAGAUGUUCCAGUUCUCCGAGCACCAGGCGGGGGAGUUCCUGCGCCUCUGGCAGCAGUUCAGUGACAUGGGCUUCCAGCCAGACCGGAUCAAGGAGGUGCUGCUGGUCCACGGCAAUCGGCGGGAGCAAGCCCUGGAGGAGCUGGUCGCCUGUGCCCAGUGACAAGCCAGGAUACUCCGUGACACAUGGCUGACCAGUGAAGUACCAGACCCACCACCCAUCCUAACUGCAUUAUUAAAACCUAAUAAGACAA
Peromyscus leucopus (white-footed mouse) is the source of this 1591-nucleotide messenger RNA. It is a transcript of the gene Ubap1l, whose product is annotated as ubiquitin associated protein 1 like. Gene Ontology annotation, biological process: ubiquitin-dependent protein catabolic process via the multivesicular body sorting pathway. The record is from RefSeq and is a predicted model, not a curated record. Gene Ontology annotation, cellular component: ESCRT I complex. The transcript is spliced from 5 exons. Gene Ontology annotation, molecular function: ubiquitin binding. The coding region runs from base 112 to 1500 and encodes 462 amino acids. Lineage: Eukaryota; Metazoa; Chordata; Mammalia; Rodentia; Cricetidae.